This is a messenger RNA of Mesocestoides corti, 1110 nucleotides long. The record is from the annotation of a GenBank genome assembly. Lineage: Eukaryota; Metazoa; Platyhelminthes; Cestoda; Cyclophyllidea; Mesocestoididae.
AUGACGACUGUCACGCACAAAACUAAAGUUGAUCGGCCCUACGCACCGCUACCGUCGACCUUUUCGUUGCCUUAUGAGCCAGGAGUUUCCCUUCCGAGGGCGAAAUACGGUGGCCGACACACCGUUGCCAUGCUCAUGGGCGACGGUGUAAGUCCAGAAAUGAUGAGUCACGUGAAAGCCGUCUACCACACUCUCGAAGCGCCGGUCGAUUUUGAUGAGGUUUUAAUCGACAAUAACUCUGAUGAUGCCGCUGUUCGGGAAGCCAUUCUGGCUGUUCAACGGAAUGGCGUGGCCAUCAAGGGCAUAGUGAAUUGGUUUUGUUGUAAAAACCUUUUAGGACUAAAAUCAAAAAACAUAAUGAUUCGUAAGCAGUUGGAAUUGUUCGCCUAUGUACAGCGAUGUUACAGUUUCCCGGGAGUGGUCACACGACACAAGGACAUCGACAUCACGGUGAUUCGCGAGAAUACCGAGGGUGAAUAUAGCCAGUUAGAGCACGAAAGCGUUCCAGGUGUUGUGGAAUCCAUGAAAAUAAUAACUUAUGAAAAGUCGGCCAGAAUCGCUCGAUUCGCCUUCGACUAUGCGCUUCAGCACGGACGAAAAAAGGUCACAGCUGUGCACAAGGCCAACAUUAUGAAACUCAGUGACGGUCUGUUUCUUAAAACGUGUGAAGAAGUCUCCAAACUUUAUCCUAGUAUUGAAUUCAACUCGAUGAUUAUCGACAACUGCUGUAUGCAGCUUGUUAGUCGACCGCAACAAUUCGAAGUUCUCGUUCUGCCGAAUUUGUACGGAAACAUUGUGGGAAAUCUGUGUGCCGGAUUGGUUGGGGGCGCGGGUCUUGCUGCAGGGAUGAAUUUGGGCGAAAAUUAUGCCAUUUUCGAGUCCGGAACGCGGAAACAGGCGCGCUCCCUGAAGGGCCAGAAUAUCGCCAAUCCUGUCUCUAUGCUUUUGGCUUCUGCUGACUUGUUGGAUCACUUGGGUGAGGAACUCAGUGCUUCCUUCACUUACACCCCUCUGCAGAACGUGCGAACUCCCGACAUCGGUGGGAUGUACACCACCAAGGACGUGGUCAACGCCGUCACCUCGAGCAUUAUCUCACAAAUGCAGGAUUAG